AUGGCGGUCUCUCCGGGGAGCUGCGUGGACGCCACGGUGCUGGACUUCGUCGCAGACCUGUCCCUCGCCUCCCCGGGGCACCCCCUCCUCUGCGACUUUGCGCCCGGGCUGCCCUUCGGGGACCGAGGCCUUGCGCUCCAGGAGGGACGGCCCAGGCGUCUGGCGCCCUUUGAGGAGGAGGAUCCAGAAGAAGAGGAGGGUGAAGGUGAAGUAGACGAGGGGGAGGGGGAGGGAGAGGAGCCCGGGAGGGGCGCCUCCCUGCUGGGCCGCCCCAGGAGGAAGAGGGUGAUCACCUACGCCCAGCGCCAGGCCGCCAACAUCCGCGAGAGGAAGCGCAUGUUCAACCUCAACGAGGCUUUCGACCGGCUGCGGAGGAAGGUGCCCACGUUUGCUUACGAGAAGAGGCUGUCCCGGAUCGAGACCCUCCGCCUGGCCAUCGUCUACAUCUCCUUCAUGACGGAGCUCUUGGAGAGCUGCAAGGAAAAGGACACCUGCUGA
This is a messenger RNA of Eptesicus fuscus (big brown bat), 498 nucleotides long. It is a transcript of the gene FERD3L, whose product is annotated as Fer3 like bHLH transcription factor. Lineage: Eukaryota; Metazoa; Chordata; Mammalia; Chiroptera; Vespertilionidae. The transcript has a single exon. The record is from RefSeq and is a predicted model, not a curated record. Gene Ontology annotation, molecular function: protein dimerization activity; DNA-binding transcription factor activity, RNA polymerase II-specific; RNA polymerase II transcription regulatory region sequence-specific DNA binding. The coding region runs from base 1 to 498 and encodes 165 amino acids. Gene Ontology annotation, biological process: developmental process; regulation of transcription by RNA polymerase II.